Molecule: messenger RNA, 1149 nt
Organism: Linum trigynum
Lineage: Eukaryota; Viridiplantae; Streptophyta; Magnoliopsida; Malpighiales; Linaceae
Source: the annotation of a GenBank genome assembly
AUGGGCACAUCGAAAAACCCCUUCCAAUCCGUCGAACCACAAUAUCAAAGGGAGAAGGGCCCGUUUCGGAUUUCUGUGUCGAAAUCCCCUAGAAUCUCCCUGGGCAAUCUUGGCCGCCGUGGGCAGCAGCGGAAAUUAGCUGCGGAUGACACUGGGCUGCAGACUCAGGGUGCUAUUGGCCCUAGGCUGGCUCGAGCUAUGGGAAAGAAGCCUCCGGUGAGCCGGGAUGCUAGGGUCGCUAUGCAGGAGAUUCAGCCGGGCAUCGCGCAGCAGGGGGAGAAGAAACAUGUGGCCCUUCCGGAGGUGAGCAUGGAGGAGCAAAUUAUCUCCCGUCGCCGCCGCCUUCUCCUGGAAGAUGAAUCGGAAGAGGAGUUCGUGUUGCACGAUGCUCCGGAACCAAAGCCUGUUCGCCAAGCCGCGAUUCCUGUUGCCAUCCGCGCCGUUUCCUCUAAGAGGAGAAGUGGGCAGGCCAAGGGAGAUCCUUCCCCGAAGAAAAAAAGUGUUGCUAAGAAGAGGUCUGGCACGGUGAAGGGCGCCCCUUUGGCUGCGACCCACGGUUCGAAAACCCAGUCCAAGAAGCAGGCUUUGGCCCAGGAAGAGCGGGAUGCUGAAGUGGUGGCGGACGAUUUAUUGGAUGGGGAGUUGGUGGGCAUGGCCUCGGCCAGGAAUAAUUCAGUUGGGCCGAAAGUCCAAUUGGACAACCCUGCUAUGGUGGAGUCGGAGGAAGAGUCAAUGGAGGGUGAGGCGAUGGGCUUCGAAGUUCGUCGCCGUGAACCAGUGCUGCAAAAGAAAUUUAAGCGGCUACACCAACCAAAUCGUGUGCGCCAAGUUGUUGAGGCGUUCGAAAAUGGGCCGUCCAUGACCGAUUCAGUAACCGACCCGGGACUGGUCCAACCAAUCGGCUCUCUGGCGGCAGAUGAUGAGGAGCAAGGGGUGAAUGGCAAAGCGGCGAACCCUGAGAACCUUGGGUUCAAUGAAUAUGGGUCCAACCUGUCGGACCCAGGGUUGGGGAGCAAAAAACGUCAUGUUGACGAGAUGGAUGGGGCGACUGCGGAGAACCCUACCCCAAAGAAGCAGUUCGUGGAAGAGAACGUGGAACCUGAUUCGGUGGAGGAAGCCAGCCGUGAAUGGCCCCAACCGAAUAAAUGA